AUGAGACUGUCUACAGGGAGGAGGUCAAAGACCUGGCAGAACAACAACCGCUCCAUGAACGUCAGCAAGACAACUGUGCCCCAUAAGAUCGGUCGUAUCAUCAAGAGCAGCCCGGCAGACCGCUGCGGGAGCCUGAAGAUUGGUGACCGGAUCCUGGCUGUCAAUGGGCAGUCCAUCAUCAGCAUGCCCCACGCUGACAUUGUCAAGCUCAUCAAAGAUGCCGGUCUCACUGUCACCCUUCACAUCAUACCAGAGGAAGAUCCCAACUCAGGGCCCAGCUCAGAGAAGCAGAGCCCCAUGACCCAGAAACACAGCCCCCAGGCACAGCCCAGCCCUGUAGCCACCGAGCCCAGCCAAGAAGCCUCCCAGGCAGGCCCAGCACCACCAACAGCCCAGCCAGGCCAAGUACUAGCAGUAGACACCCAGCCGGCCCCAGGAGCAGCCGCCCAGCCCAACCCGCCAGGGGCCCAGCAGAGCCCGGUCGCCCAGCCGCCCAGUCACCCUCCCCCAAUCUACCUCCACGAUGGAAGGUCAGAGGUGAAAGCCAGGCAGGAUGUGAAACCAGACAUCUGCCAGCCUCCGUUCACCGACUACCGGCAGCCCCCCGUCGACUACCGGCACCCUCCAGUGACUGAUUACCGGCACCCGCCCACACUGGACUACCGGCACCCUCCUCCCCUCAUCGACUACAGACAGCACUCGACAUCACUCGCUGCACAGUUUCCCCCAGACUUCCGACCACAGGACUUUGACUACUUCACGGUAGAGCUGGAGAAGAGUGUGAAGGGUUUUGGCUUCAGUAUCCGUGGGGGGCGGGAGUACAAGAUGGAUCUGUUUGUGCUGCGGCUCGCCGAGGAUGGGCCGGCCAUCCGCAAUGGCAGAAUGAGGGUGGGGGAUCAAAUCAUUGAGAUAAAUGGGGAUAGUACCCGAGACAUGACUCACGCCCGGGCCAUCGAGCUGAUCAAGGCAGGGGGGAGGUGGGUGAGACUGCUGCUGAAGAGAGGCACAGGACAGGUGCCUGAGUAUGGAAUGGUACCUUCCAACCUCUCCAUGUGCAUGAAAAGUGACACGCUAAGUUCCCCCUAUUUCUUCCUAAUGGGCCACUCUAAAGACACGCCUUCACCCCAUACUCCCCCCACCAGCUCCUUUUAGAGGCCACACCGCGUAUGGCAGCCCAUUCUCCAGACCCCAGCGCCACGAAAGGGGCUAUAGGUGGCAGGUGCACACAGCCCAGGGGCACCGUCCGUGGGCAAAUAACCCUGCAGUGGCCUGAGGAGUUGGAGGAGGGGCCCCGAGAGCCCCAACCUCUGCCGCGGCCCCCGAAAGCUAGAUGGAGGUCUGCGGAGAGGAGAGAGAGCAGCAGCACCCACCCAUGCAGGAUCCAAACACCGCCGCAUGGCCCUGGGACUCUUCCUACCUGAGUGUGAGUCUGAACGGAGGCAGUUGGGUCCGUGGGGAGGGACAUGUGAACCUACAGGAGGGGUUUGAGCUGAGAGGUCUCCAGCCAAGGGAUGAGGAAGGGGCUCUGCCGCCUCCCCUCAAACCAUGGAUGGCCCUGCAGGCAGGAGUGCAGCCGCCUUCCUAGGGCCCUGGAACCCACCUGGGGGUGACAGACUGCCCGGCACCCUGAGGUCCUGGACCUACACUGUCAGCAGGGAAAACGGAUCCGGAUCAGACUGGUUUACAUUGGAUCCGACUGGAUUCUGACUGGGUUGGACUGGCUAGCUGUACAUAGGCACCCAAGUCCUAAGUACCACUCACACCAUCAGAUGCCAGAGGAAUCUUUUAUUCUCUCUCUCUCUCACUCUCACUCUUUAAAAUCAAAACAUUUUUUUUCUUCUUGUUCUUCCCUCUUUCAAGAUGAUUAUAACCAUCACCUUCAAAACCAAAGGACAUUUUACAGCUGGUGUGUGUAAACAAAAAGAGGACUCGCUCAACUCAACACUUUAGUCCAGGUAGCCAUUUUGAAACCUGAUGAUACAAAUCCCAUUGCUAUCCCACUAGGCUCUUUGGGUGUGGGCAAGGUGAGCUAUCGACAUGUUCCUAGUUUCACCAGUCAACCCCAUCAGACCUAAAAUGGAUGGUCAGUUUCAACCACUGAUGGGAUGACACUUAUCUAAAGAGAGAUUGGAAUAUUGAGGUCGUUUGCCUAUCGUUUAACUUUCUGUGCAAUGGAGAGAAUGAUGAGAUUAUAGAACUGAGGGAGAUGGAGGGAGGGAUGUUAAUUUAAAAUCCUUCUGAAAGGUGAACCUUUUUGGACAGAGCUCUGUCGACAGACAUCACAUGCCUAUUGAUAUAUUGUGCAUACUGUAAAUGUACAAAUGUGAAAAAUAUGUACAUUUGGUCAUCUCCCAAAAAUAUGCCUAGUGUAUUUUUUAUGCAUUGUUGUAGGUACAUUUUAGAAGAACAUAAAAAUACAGAUAUCGGGACCAUAUUUUAAGAUUCAUAUUUCCAUGGCCUUGUAUUAUAUACUACAUAUUAAAGACUCUGUGUGGAGUCAGCUGACAAGGGACUAGAGUGAUGCAGGUCACAUACCCCUGUUCAAACAUUACGUGCAUAAACCAAUGGUUGCAUGCCACGUCAUCGACUGUGUCAAAGACUGACAGAUUGCUGUAGCAUAUGAUGCAGUUAGCUGAUACGUAAAAUACCAAUCCAGGCAUUGUAAAAUCUGAUGUCAGCAAUGCCUGGGCAGAGGAAUCGGCCCUCAGUGUUCUUGUGCAUGAACCACCAUCAUCAAACAGGGACUCAAAUUUCUUCUAGAAGUAGAAUAUAGAGCUGACAUCCUCACUGGGUAUAGGUAACUGCCUAAAUAAAGGAAACACCAACAUAACGUGUCUUAAUAGGGCAUUGGGCCACGACGAGCCAGAACAGCUUCAAUGCACAUUGGCAUAGAUUCCACCAGAAAUUCCAUAAUUUGGUGUUUUGUUGAUGUUGGUGGAAAAUGCUGUCUCAGGCAUCGCUCUGGAAUCUCCCACAAGUGUUCAAUUGGGUUGACAUCUGGUGACUAAGAUGGCCAUGACAUAUGGUUUACAUCAUUAUCAUGCUCAUCAAACCAUUCAGUGACCACUCGUGCCCUGAUGAUGGGCCAAAUGGCCAAAAUACUGGCCUGCCUGACAUUUUUAUACAUGACAAUUAGCAUAAUGGGCUGUUAACUGCUUAAUUAACUCAGGAACCACACCUGUGUGGAAGCACCUGUUUUCUAUAUACUUUGUAUCCCUCAUUUACUCAAGUGUUUUCAUUAUUUCGCAGUUACCUGUAGCUAACAGUUGUGUAUUUGUGUAAUUUAUUAAAAAUUGUCCAUUACCGAGUCAAAUGGAACAUUCAAGGUGGUUAAAUCCAAUUGUUUAGGAACUCUGUGAGUCAUAAUACACAACGUUUAUCAAUCAUGCAAUCAGUCAUGUUCAUAGAAAUAAACUAUCUUGAUUCUAUUUCUAUGGUCAUGUUUAGAUGGGCUAUGUAUCAGCAGCACUUGAAACAGAGAACUCUAGCUGCCCAUUCUAUAUUUCCCAUGUCUAUGCCUUUUACUGUGCUGCAUGAACCACACCACUGUGGGAGGGGAGGCAUAUGAGUCAUUGAGGAGCAGAAGGAUACAUGGGAUAUGAGGUGGGGCGGAGUGCCUUAGUGAAAGUAGAGCAGAGCUGUUAACCUGGCAAUCGCUAGCGUUUUUUUUGUAUGAGUGAGCAGAAUGCAAAACUGGUUUGAGAGAUUACAGUAUACUGUACAGUACACAUAUCAGACAGCACGCCAUACAGUAAGUGGCUAGUGCGAUGGUAUAAGCCAACUGACGCUUUUUGGCUAACAGGGCCAGAUUACGUUUUGAAACAUCCCAAAUUCACAGUGCCACAAAAUAAUUAUGAAAAUUCUGACUUCUAUAGCCUACUAGCUUUGUCAUCAUCUCAUGGGUGCCUAAAUACAUUUAGAGUAAAGUGGACUUUGGGCUUUCCUAUGGGGAUGAUGUAUAGCUUGUAGCAGAGGAUAGCCGUAGACAUGUAGAGCCCUCCAUGUUUGCACCAAACAUUAGGACUCAUACCAUAUUUCUCUCAAUGCAGAUUCACUAGACUGAGUGCAGUGUUCCAGUCCAGAUGAUAAACAUGUAAUUUCUAUGGUAUUUGUUUUUUACUGAAACUGGUUGUGUUCCAGGCCACCCAAUGCAUUGCAUCCACCAAUGGUUGUGUGCCACAUUAUAGACUGUGCAGUCAGGCAUCAGACUGCUUUAUCAUAGUAUGUGGUUAGGUGACAUUUUAAACACCUCUCCAGUCAUUGUGAGAUCUGGCAUGUGUCUCCAAUGUAGUCAGCGAGGAACGAGGACGAUAUCACUGAGCCUUCUGUGUAUCACUUGAGGCUGUUCCCUGCCUGCCUGUUGUGAGUGAUUUUGUAUACAGAAAAAAAAGUUGACUAAUGAUAAAUCUGAAGGAUGACAUGUUCAUGCAUCUACCAUUAAGCUCAGUAUACAUGUGUCGUCUUAACCAUGUAUAAUCCACCCUGUAUAGCUGUAUUCUUACAAAAUAUGGUUUACUGCACCAUUGAUACUGUAGUUUCAAAGACUGAAGUCAACAACUAUUUUUAUGAAAAUGUGGCAGUACUGAUAUAACAUUUUGGGGAAAAAAGAAAAAAAAUGUUUACCUAAAGAUAUUCUGAAAUACUGUAAAAUAAAC
Molecule: messenger RNA, 4655 nt
Organism: Oncorhynchus gorbuscha (pink salmon)
Lineage: Eukaryota; Metazoa; Chordata; Actinopteri; Salmoniformes; Salmonidae
Product: membrane-associated guanylate kinase, WW and PDZ domain-containing protein 2-like
Exons: 8
Coding region: 1-1152 (383 amino acids)
Biological process (GO): receptor clustering; signal transduction
Cellular component (GO): dendrite; cytoplasm
Molecular function (GO): beta-1 adrenergic receptor binding; type II activin receptor binding; signaling receptor complex adaptor activity
Source: RefSeq, a predicted model, not a curated record